Molecule: messenger RNA, 2528 nt
Organism: Balaenoptera musculus (blue whale)
Lineage: Eukaryota; Metazoa; Chordata; Mammalia; Artiodactyla; Balaenopteridae
Gene: UTP3
Product: UTP3 small subunit processome component
Exons: 1
Coding region: 177-1586 (469 amino acids)
Biological process (GO): maturation of SSU-rRNA from tricistronic rRNA transcript (SSU-rRNA, 5.8S rRNA, LSU-rRNA)
Cellular component (GO): nucleolus; small-subunit processome
Source: RefSeq, a predicted model, not a curated record
UCCUGGGGGCCGGAAGGAGGUGGAAACUCCUGCAUCCUACGGGAGUGCCAGCAGACGCGCGUGGUAAGAGAGCGCGUGGCUGUUAUAGAGACUUGUUGCUGGAGCGCGUGGCUCGUGCGCGGAAGUCAGAGGUGACCGAAAGCCUGACGUCGCUGUAGAAGCUGAGACCGCGAGCUAUGGUGGGGAGAUCUCGGCGGCGCGGAGCGGCCAAGUGGGCAGCUGUGCGAGCUAAGGCAGGUCGCGACCCAGCGGACGAAAAUGAUGACAAUUUGGAAUCUCCACCCUCACCAGGGGACUCCAGCUACUACCAAGAUAAGGUAGAUGAUUUCCAUGAGGCCAGAUCUCGGGCCGCCUUGGCUAAGGGAUGGAGCGAAGUGGAGAGUGGGGACGAGGAGGAGGAUGGCGAUGAGGAGGAGGUGCUUGCCCUAGAUAUCGCCGAUGAGGACGAUGAAGAGAGUGCGGGGAAUGAGGAGGAUGACGAUGAUGAUGGUGGGAGCUCCAUGCAGAGUGAGGCUGAGGCCUCGGUGGAUCCCAGUUUGUCGUGGGGUCAGAGGAAAAAACUUUACUACGACACGGACUAUGGUUCCAAGUCCCGAGGCCGGCAGAGUCAACAAGAAGUAGAGGAAGAGGAAAGAGAGGAGGAGGAGGAGGCACAGCUCAUUCAGCGGCGUUUAGCCCAAGCUCUGCAAGAGGACGAUUUUGGAGUUACCUGGGUGGAGGCCUUUGCAAAACCAGUACCUCAGGUAAAUGAGGUUGAGACACGGGUCGUGAAGGAUUUGGCGAAAGUUUCAGUGAAAGAGAAGCUGAAGAUGCUGCGAAAGGAAUCACCAGAGCUCUUGGAGCUGAUAGAUGACCUGAAAGUUAAGUUGACAGAGGUGAAGGAUGAGCUGGAGCCAUUGCUACAGUUGGUGGAGCAAAAGAUCAUUCCACCUGGAAAAGGAAGCCAAUACCUGAGGACCAAAUACAACCUCUAUUUGAACUACUGCUCCAACAUCAGUUUUUAUCUGAUCCUGAAAGCUAGGAGAGUCCCUGCACAUGGACAUCCUGUCAUAGACAGGCUUGUUACCUACCGAAAUUUGAUCAACAAGCUGUCAGUUGUGGAUCAGAAGCUGUCCUCUGAGAUUCGUCAUCUGCUCACACUUAAAGGUGGUGCUGGAAAGGAAGAACUGAAUCUAAAAGCAAAAUCCACAAAGGCCAAGCCAAAAUCUGUUUCUGCUGUUGCUGCCUCCACUGUUACAGACCUUUCUGAUGAUUCUGAUUUUGAUGAAGCUGCACUGAAAUACUAUAAAGAAAUAGAAGACAGACAAAAAUUGAAGAGAAAGAAAGAAGAUAGUACUGAAGAACAGGCUCCUGAAGUUCAAAAUACAAAGAGAGCCAUUACUUAUCAGAUUGCUAAAAAUAGGGGACUUACACCUAGGAGAAAGAAGAUUGAUCGGAAUCCCAGAGUGAAACACCGGGAGAAGUUCAGAAGAGCCAAAAUUCGCAGAAGAGGCCAGGUUCGUGAAGUUCGUAGAGAAGAGCAACGUUAUAGUGGUGAACUAUCUGGCAUUCGUGCAGGAGUUAAAAAGAGCAUUAAGCUUAAAUAAAGUUUUUGCUUAGCUUAAGUUUUUUGGUGAUAAUUUUGGAUCAAUAAAUUUUUAUUUUUAACUGGUGACGUGAUUGUAUUAAUAUUUAAUAUCUAACCGUAAAUUUUAAAAAGUCUGUCAAUAGGGAAAAUUGUUUGGGUUACUGCUUAAUUUAUUUGUGUUUUAAUUUGUAAUCAGAUCAUACUAAGAACUGCGGGAACAGUAUGAGGGUGCGUGGGAAGAGAGAUGGUGAUGAAAAAAGUUCUCCAACAUUCUGUCCAAUAGUAGCCUAGGGAAAUUCCACAGCUAGUUGUGGAGCAACAGUCAAACUUAUAGUACUUUUAUAAUUUUUCACAUAAAGUGAAGAGAAUGCACCUUUGGCAAUCAUCUUAUUUGUAAGAUAGGCUAUAAAGUAGUUCUGACAUUAUUUCAUUUACCUAAAGUAUAAUUCUCGAGCAGCAUACUUGUUAAUAAUGAGUCUACUAUUAACUUAAGGAUUUUGUACAUUUUAUUGUGGUACAAGCUUAGGACUGAAGAGGAACUUGGUUAAAAACAGAAAGAGAUAUGCCUUAAUUACAUUAACUGUGAAUAUUUUUUAAUAGUCCUUAAUGUGGUAAGAUAAAAAUUCCAUUUCCCCUUCUGUACUGGUGGGUGCUCUUUGUACACUCCACUUGCUGAAAAUCUGGUAUGAUUACUACUGGGUAAGUGGUAACUUCAGGUGGUAACAAAAUUACGUUUUUCUUUAUAGUUAUUCUGGUCUUUACAGUAGGGAAAAGAUGAUGAGAUGGUGAACUUAAAAAUUUUUUAGGAUAAUGCCAGGGAGAAAAUGAGAGAACUAGUGAAGGAAAGCACAAAGGACGUCUUACCUAUGUAACUGUUUAUUCAUUAAACAUUGUGCUAGCUGCUAGAAAUGCAGAGAUGGUCAGUGGUUAAUAUUUAUUAUUAAAACAUUUGCCACAAGUU